Messenger RNA from Pedinophyceae sp. YPF-701, 810 nucleotides. The record is from the annotation of a GenBank genome assembly. Lineage: Eukaryota; Viridiplantae; Chlorophyta; Pedinophyceae.
AUGUCUUCCGCCGAGCCACAGGCCGGGCCGUCCGAGGAGAAGCCCGCGGUGGACGACAAGGCUACAGUUGACCUCGACGCCGAGCUCAAAGCCUUCUACGGGGAGGUCAAGCAGACGGACAGGAGCAACGAGGUCAUGCGCAUCCUCAACUCCUUCAAGCUCAACCCGUACGAGUGCCUCAACUUGCGCUUCGACGUGGAGGAGAACGACAUUCGGAAGCAGUUCCGCAAGGUGUCCGUUCUCAUCCACCCAGACAAAUGCUCCCACCCGCGCGCCAAGGAGGCUUUCGAGCGCCUCGGCGAGGCCGUCAAGCAGCUCACCAGCGAGGAGGAGACCUUCGCCGAGCAGCAGAAGGAGCUCAAGGCCAUCCUCAACAUCGCCAAGGACGAGGUCCUGAAGGAGCGCGCGGCGAAGGUGAAGCGCGACCAGGUCGUUCAGGUCGCGGCGUUCGUGCACGCGGAGGGCAGCGAGGGCGUCGAGAGGGACUGGCAGGCCUCGGACGACUUCCACGAGCUGUGGAAGGCGAAAGCGAGGGAGUUCCUGGCCAAGGCGGCGUUCCGGAAGCGCAAGGUCAUCGAGCGGGUGAAGAAGGAGACGGACGCGGAGCUGCAGGCGGAGCAGGAGGAGAUCGAGCGAAAAAAACGGGCGAAGAAGGACGAAAAGACUUGGGCGGCGGGGAGGGACGAAAGGGUGGGGUCGUGGCGGGAGUUCCAGAAGGGGAAGAAGAAGGCAACGUGGCGGGGGCCGAAGCUGCGCAACGAGGACAAGGACAACCUGUACGUGCGGCGGCCGACCAAGCCGCGGACGUGA